GAACAAUUCAGCAAUUCAGCAAAAGUUAAUAUAAAUUCGCUGUUUGCAUUUCUGCAAUUUAUUUACAAGUAAAAAGACGGUCAAAAUUAUUCUUUGUUUUACUCGUGAGCCGACGGAAAUUAAAUUCAAAAAUCGUUCAAAAUGUUAAACUAUUGAAACAGGCCAAAAGAUCAAAAUUGUUGUGCUUCACAAUUUAUUCCACACAUCGAGUAAAACGGAUCGGACUACAUUGUACUGAAGUAGGCGUUCAUAUGAUUGGCAAGAAAAAGUUCACAGAAUUUAAUUCAACGCACAAAUCCGACGAAAAUGAAUCAUCCGUGCCCGUAUUGUGAUAAAAAAUUCACAAAAGCCGUCAAUGUCACCACGCACAUCCGAUCCAUACACAUUCGAGACAGGCUGUUUGUUUGUGAAACGUGUGGAAAAUCGUUUGGCACGAAUGGAGCUUUGAAAGAGCAUAAGAUCACACACAGCGACGAAAGGCCUUAUCAAUGUUCCCAUUGCGACAAGAAAUUCAAAAAUCUACCCCGACUUAAGUCGCACGAGGACAUACACAACAAUACCAACUAUGUGUGUCCGCACUGUGGUCUGCAACUGAACACGAAACGAACGCUCAAAAUGCAUAUGGUUGUACACUCAGACCAGAAGAAAUACAAAUGUCAUUCGUGUGGCAACGAGUACAAACGGUCGAAGGCGUUGAAGAAUCAUCUCAUACUACACACCGGCCUGAGACCCUAUUCGUGUCCUUUCUGUGAUAAGACAUUUGCUAAUGGAUCGAACUGCCGGAGUCACAAAAAGAAAUCGCAUCCCAUUGAAUUGGCUGCGAUGGAAGCCGCUGGUGAGGUGCACGUAACGACAAAUAUCCCGAAGCUGGAACAUUUGCAGCCAAAGGAACCACCGGAUUUGACAAAAUGCGUGAAAAUAGACAAAAUGCUAUCGGAGGUUGUGUGCGACAAUAGUAACCCGGAAGGCAAUAUUUUAACUAACGACAUCGUUCCUUGUAAAUUUGAAUUCGAGAACGACGAAGUGAAGGAGGAAUUUAACAACAAAGUGGCAAUGGAAAUAACUGUGGAGGCUCUGGAAGGAGAUCUAUGUGACGAAAAGUUCGAACACGAAAUGAAUACUGUAGAUCUGGUGACUGAAAGUGUUGAUUGUGUAAAAUCGGAGGAAGAAGUUGUUCUAACCACAAGGAGGCGAGGACGUCCAAAGAAGACUGAAUCACCAGUUACCGACGUUCCGGUGAAAGAUGAACCAGAAGUUGAAGAUAGCUACGAAUAUGAACUGAUGUACGAUUGUGAACCGGUUAUUAAAGACGAUGACGACGAUGAUGAUGAUGAGGCGGACAAUUUUACUGCGUACGAAAAUGACCAAAGCGAAAUCCAAGAACUGGAAAAAGAGUUAGAAAGCCUGUCGGAAUAUGAAAAGCCGAAGAAAAGGAGGACACGAAAAACGAAAGAGGCUAUCAGCCAGCCGGUCACGUGUGGCAUAUGCGAUCGGGUAUUCGAGAAGCUGUGCAAGUUGGACUAUCAUAUGCGCUCGAAACACGGUUCGGAGAAAUUGCCAUUUGUGUGUUCCAAGUGCCCGAAACGGUUUUCGUGCGAGAGUAAGGUGAAAUUGCACGAGAACGUCCAUCUGCCGGAUCAACUGAAAAUGGUUCAUCCAUGUCCCUAUUGUGAUAAGAAAUUCACCAAAGCCGUUAACGUCACGACCCAUGUUAGAUCGAUACAUAUUCGGGAAAGGCCAUUUGUGUGCGAAGAAUGUGGCAAAAGUUUUACAACGAAUGGUGCGCUGAAAGAGCACAAAAUCACCCAUAGCGAAGAAAGGCCUUACCAAUGUGCCCAUUGCGACAAGAAAUUCAAAAAUUUACCUCGACUUAAGUCGCACGAAGACAUACACAACAAUACCAACUAUGUGUGUCCGCACUGUGGUCUGCAACUUAAUACGAAACGAACGCUCAAAAUGCACAUGGUUGUACACUCGGACCAGAAAAAGUACAAAUGUCACUCGUGUGGCAAUGAGUACAAACGGUCGAAGGCUUUGAAGAAUCAUCUGAUUCUGCACACGGGAUUAAGGCCCUAUUCAUGUCCGUUCUGUGAUAAGACAUUUGCAAAUGGUUCGAAUUGUCGAAGUCACAAAAAGAAGGCACAUCCACUGCAACUAGCAGCAAUGGAAGCAGCGGGAGAAGUUCAAAUAGCUACUAAUAUUCCAAAGCUGGAACAUCUGCAACCUAAAGACAUACGAGAUCAGGUGCGUAACAAUACCCUGAACAACACUUCCGAAAUGAGUUUAAGCAUACCAGCAGCAAGUAUUCAAACCUCAAAUCUGCAACCAACACCAUCGUUACACGAUUGUAUGGACCCGAUGUCGGAUAUGCAGCAUAACAAUCUGCAAAGUGAUUUGAUUGAUUACGGGGACCACAAUUCCAUUAUGCACAUGCAAGUUGGACCGCUGUCUUCGAAUUCGUCUAUUGUGAAUAUGUAAAAAAUGUUUAUUGAGUGGCGCGUAUAUGUUCGUGUGUAC
Molecule: messenger RNA, 2517 nt
Organism: Bradysia coprophila
Lineage: Eukaryota; Metazoa; Arthropoda; Insecta; Diptera; Sciaridae
Biological process (GO): regulation of transcription by RNA polymerase II; embryo development
Cellular component (GO): nucleus
Molecular function (GO): DNA-binding transcription factor activity, RNA polymerase II-specific; RNA polymerase II transcription regulatory region sequence-specific DNA binding
Source: RefSeq, a predicted model, not a curated record